AUGUCGCUCCUCACGGCCGAUGAGAUCCCAACCCUCUCCUUGCUCUACAAGCUAGGCAAGCUCCCGUCGACGCCAUCGGGCACCAAGAUCCCGACGACCCUCUCCUUCAAGCCCGCCGGGCCCAUCACCCCUUCCAAGGCGCUCAACGACCGCGUGUGCCUCGUGCGACACGAUAUCACGAAACUCGAGGUCGAUGCAAUCACCAACGCGGCCAACAAGUCGCUUCGAGGCGGCGGCGGCAUCGACGGCGCUAUUCACGCCGCGGCUGGCCCUGGCCUCCUGGCAGAGUGCCGCACUCUUGGAGGGUGCAAGACUGGCGACGCGAAGAUCACUGGUGGACACGACCUGCCCGCAAAGAAGGUCAUCCACGCCGUCGGCCCCAUCUACGACCCCAUCGAGCCCCAGGAGAGCGAGGAACUUUUGACUUCGGCCUACAACAAGGUGCUGAACUUGGCGGUGGACUCUGAGUGCAAGACCUUGGCCCUGUGCGGUAUCAGCACGGGCAUCUAUGGCUACCCCCCUCUUGAGGCUGCUCCCGUCGCCAUCUCCACUGUCAAGAAGUUUUUGGAGAGCGAGAAGGGCCAGAAGUUGGAGAAGAUCGUCUUUGUCACGUGGGUAAAGCAGGAUGUUGAGUCUUACGCCCACUACCUGCCUGUUUACUUCCCUCCAGUUCAAGACGCCGCUAAGAUCGAGCCGAAGGACGAGGCGGAGGCCGACCCCGAAGACGUCGAGGCCGCGAAGGAAAUCGCCAGCAAGCUACCCGACGUCCCCACCUCUGAGCCCGGCGAAUCCGAGCACCCCGAAAAGAAGCAGAAGCAGUGA
Molecule: messenger RNA, 822 nt
Organism: Diaporthe citri
Lineage: Eukaryota; Fungi; Ascomycota; Sordariomycetes; Diaporthales; Diaporthaceae
Exons: 2
Coding region: 1-822 (273 amino acids)
Source: RefSeq, a predicted model, not a curated record